Messenger RNA from Telopea speciosissima, 3212 nucleotides. Its product is annotated as U-box domain-containing protein 4-like. Bases 445 to 2955 code for a protein of 836 amino acids. Gene Ontology annotation, cellular component: cytoplasm; nucleus. Gene Ontology annotation, molecular function: protein binding; ubiquitin-protein transferase activity. The transcript is spliced from 5 exons. NCBI's taxonomy places the organism in Eukaryota, Viridiplantae, Streptophyta, Magnoliopsida, Proteales, Proteaceae. The record is from RefSeq and is a predicted model, not a curated record. Gene Ontology annotation, biological process: protein ubiquitination.
UUUCUUAUUCUCUCUCUCUCCUGCUGCCUCCCAUCAUUUUAGAGAUGUCGGAGUUUUGACCCUUUUCUGCUCUGCACAUAAUUGCUUCAAUUCUUUUCGAAUUUCGUCACUUCAUCGGAGAAGUCGAAUACCAGAUCGGAUUUGCAGCUCCAGUGUCCCAAAAGGCUUAUUUGGUGAUUUGUUUCGGGGCAUGUAAAUAGUGAAUAGCUUGUUUUGGUAUUGGGGUUCUGCGGGAAACCGGUUACAGAAUUCAAGUUUCUGCAAUUAUGCACUUGGGUUUGAUUUCUUGAUGGUCUUGGCAUAUGGGUUUUGUGGAUGGUGGGUUGAAACGGUUUCUUUGAUCGAUAAGGAUUGAUUUGGUGAUUGGAGGAGCAGCAAUGUAAGAAAGAUUGGUUUGGUAUCUGAACUCUGAAGUUGGAGAAGGUUUAUAGUAGAAGAGGUUUGAUGGAGAUAUCAUUGAUAAAAGCUCUCCUCAACAGUAUCUCUCGGUUCAGUCAGUUAUCUUCUUGUGACAACAUAAACUCUGAACUGGUUCAGAAGUAUUACCAAAAGUUGGAUGAGCUAUUGAAGCUGUUGAGGCCAUUGCUUGAUGCAAUAAUUGAUUCUGAAGUAGCUUCAAAUGAACAACUGCAAAAUGAAUUUGAAGCGUUGGAUGGGUUUGUUGAUGAAGCUAGGGAGCUUGUUGAAAGCUGGCAUCCAAUGACGAGUAAAGUUUAUUUUGUGUUGCAAAUUGAAUUAUUUAUAACAAAGAUUCAGGCUUCUGGUCUGGAGCUUCUCCGGGUUCUAAACUCUUUGCGUGAAUACCUCCCUGGUGAUUUGAGUUCAGCUUCUCUUGAGCACUGUAUUCAGAAACUCAGGUGUAUAGGAUGUGAGCAGACAUCAGUUAUCAUAAAACAAGCUAUUAAAGAUCAAGUGGACAAAGCUGUACCAAGCUCAGAGAGCCUGGUUAAGGUUGCAGACUCCUUAAGCUUGACGUCAAACCAAGAACUUCUAAUGGAGGCUGUGGCUCUUGAAAAGGUCAAAGCAAAGGCUGAACAAAUUGAAAAGGAUGGAGAGGUUGAGGACAUAGAUCACAUGAUUGCUCUUGUCAUCCAUAUGCAUGACCGCCUAGUAAAAAUAAAACAGUCGCAGAGCACUAACCCUGUCCCCAUCCCUGCUGAUUUCUGCUGUCCUCUUUCUCUUGAGCUGAUGACAGAUCCUGUGAUUGUGGCCUCUGGACAAACCUAUGAGCGAGCUUUCAUCAGGAAGUGGCUUGAUCUUGGUCUUAUUGUAUGUCCCAAAACCCGCCAGACUUUGGCCCAUAUUAACCUAAUCCCCAAUUAUACUGUCAAAGCUCUAAUUGCAAAUUGGUGCGAGUCAAACAAUGUGAAACUGCCUGACCCUGUGAAGUCAAUGAGCUUAAACCAACCCUCAACUCUACUUGCCCAUGCUGAUUCAGGUGCCAGGGACUCACAAAUCCCACCACAUUCAGUUCAUUCUCCCACCAGGAGCAACCAUGCAAGGUCGCAAGAGUCAACUAGGUCCAUGGGUUCACCAAAUAAGAGCUUUUUAUCAUCUAAUGGACCCCAUAUAGAGGGAACUUCUCCUUCACAUCCCCGUUCAGCAUCUGAAGGUGGAAUUGGAAAUGGACUUGCACUGGAUGUUGGCAGAAUAUCACUAAUGAGAUCUGAAGAUAGGGGGGACAAUUUAGGAGAGAGAAAUCAUGCUUUAGGUGCUCAACCUUUGGUGGCAUCAAGAAAAGAAUUUCCUGAAGCAAGUGGUUCAGGCGAACAGCUUCAGGGUCAUAAUCGUAGUGCUUCUGUAUCAAGCACAGUUUCUAGUGCAGAUUGUCCCCAAGGAACACCAAAGGAUACCAAUGAGGUAUCACGGUUAUCCAGUGAUAUGGCCCAUUACAGUAGUGAUAAUUCUGGAGAGGUGACAUCUGAGCCCCCAGGUCCAGCUACGUCAGCACCACAUAGAGAACCUGAGUUUUCACCACGGUUUGAGAUACGAUCUAGAAGCCAAACAAUUUGGCGUCGACCAUCUGAGAGAUUUGUUCCGAGAAUAGUCUCUUCACCGGCUAUUGACACAAGGUCUGAUCUAUCGGGUAUUGAAACCCAAGUUCGGAGGUUGGUUGAGGACUUGAACAGUAGUUCUGUUGAUGUGCAAAGAGUUGCCACAGCUGAACUUCGCCUUCUUGCUAAGCACAAUAUGGAUAAUCGAAUCAUAAUUGCAAACUGUGGGGCCAUAAGCUUGUUGGUUGGUUUGCUUCACUCAACAGACACAAUGAUACAAGAGAAUGCUGUUACAGCACUUCUCAACUUAUCAAUCAAUGAUAAUAACAAAACUUUAAUUGCAAAUGCUGAAGCAAUUAAUCCCCUCAUUCAUGUGCUUCAGACAGGAACCCCCGAGGCAAAAGAGAACUCAGCUGCAACUCUUUUUAGCCUUUCAGUCAUUGAGGAGAACAAGGUCAGUAUUGGUCGAUCUGGGGCAGUUAGACCUCUGGUGGAAUUACUGGGCAAUGGAACACCUCGGGGGAAGAAAGAUGCUGCUACUGCUUUAUUUAAUUUGUCUAUAUUUCAUGAGAACAAGACCCGGAUUGUGCAGGCUGGUGCAGUGAGGUACCUCGUUGAGUUGAUGGACCCAGCAGCUGGGAUGGUUGAUAAGGCAGUCGCUGUUUUGGCAAACCUUGCAACAAUUCCAGAGGGGCGGACUACAAUUGGUCAGGAGGGAGGGAUCCCUGUCCUUGUUGAAGUGGUUGAACUGGGGUCAGCAAGGGGGAAGGAAAAUGCAGCUGCAGCACUGCUGCAGCUCUGCACCAGCAGUAAUAGAUUUUCUAAUAUGGUGCUUCAAGAAGGAGCUGUUCCACCAUUGGUGGCACUGUCACAGUCGGGCACACCACGUGCCAAAGAAAAGGCACAACAGCUUCUUAGUCACUUCAGAAGUCAGAGACAUGGUAAUGCAGGAAGGUCCUGAUCUUUAGUGUGCAUUCAGACUUUAAGUUCCAAGACUAGUGGUGACACAAUUGUGUGAGGUAAAGUUUUAUAUGGUGCGUGACUUCCAACGUGGCAAAUAAUGCAAAUUUUAUAUGCUCUUGGGAUGUUGCUUGCUUGUAAAAAAAAAAGGUUUGUGUAUGAGUGGACGAUUGAGGUUCUCUCAUGAGUUUGUAUAUGCAUAUUAUUAGCACAUUAAAUUUUAUAUCAGGCAGUCAAUGUUUCCAGCCUCUGUAUUGU